Patiria miniata (bat star) is the source of this 4757-nucleotide messenger RNA. RefSeq names its product homocysteine-responsive endoplasmic reticulum-resident ubiquitin-like domain member 2 protein (gene herpud2). Lineage: Eukaryota; Metazoa; Echinodermata; Asteroidea; Valvatida; Asterinidae. Gene Ontology annotation, molecular function: protein binding. The record is from RefSeq and is a predicted model, not a curated record. The coding region runs from base 866 to 2176 and encodes 436 amino acids. Gene Ontology annotation, biological process: endoplasmic reticulum unfolded protein response. The transcript has 9 exons.
UUGAAGAUCUGCAAAAGGUUAGAAAUUUACCUCUUCUGAAUAUCCUCCGCCCAUAGGAUUAAACUGGUGAAAUGGCGGACUCAAUGCUGAUAAAAUAGACCAGGAAGAACGACACCUCGACCCGAUAACACUGGUUCUAGAAACAACGAAACUGCGUGUUAGCAAACGGAUGGCAGUAUUACCAGCCAAUCUCGACGACAUCAAGGACGUGAAGGAAAAACGAAAUAGCGCAGCCGGCCGCUAGUACGGAAAAAAAGUGAUCUGACGUCACUGCAUAUGCAGGAACAAAACGAGGAAGGAAGGUGCUCAAUGAACAAUGUCACGAGUCAGUAAGCUUCCACUACCUUGGGAAGCGCGCCAUAUCAGCGAACUCAUCACGUGAUCUAAACAUGACGUCACAUAACUAGUCGUCUGUGUUUUUAUUGACGAUUUGCCGUGAAAGCUCGUCCCUGGUGCGGAAGUAACAUCAUAAAUACCUACAAAUUUGAUGAAGUUCCCGGAGCCCUACCUCUGAAGUGGACCACCGAAGACGGCAGACGUUACCCAAGGUUAAUAUUCUCACAAAAAUUCCUGCAAUUUGCAUGAUAGUUUGAUUCAGAAGCGAGAGUGAAUUAAGUGUUUUGUUGGAUCCUGAACGAGAGGAAUUUACAUUGGAUUGUACACGUUUUCACGAAUCCGGAUUUGGGCGGUGGACGAACUGCAUGUUCCACGACGUGACCGGUGCGGCUGUGUACAAAAACACUGUCAUUUCGUUUGGAAUCCUUACCAGUGUUGAUGGAAAAUCGGAGAUCUGUCCUGCUUAACAGUCAUUUCAUUAUCAUCAACUUUAUAUCCGACGGAGACUUACCUUCCAACGCUUGUCAAGAUGGAGCAGUUAGCAGGCAACCCAGUCACGUUAUUAAUCAAAGCGCCUAACCAGAAGCUUGGGGACCAGACCGUUCAGUGCUUCCUGGACUGGAGUGUGCAGAAACUCAAGAACCACCUCGCCAACGUUUAUCCGAGUAAACCAAAUGAGAAGAACCAGAGAAUUAUUUAUUCUGGUAAACUCUUGAAAGACAACCUGCUGUUGAAAGAUGUUCUGAGAUUGGAUGAUAAGACCCUUCAGCAGCACACCGUCCAUCUGGUCUGCUCACCCUCCCCUGAAGAUCUCAUCCAAUCCUUCAAGCCUAGCCCCGUCACCCGUCAAUCCAACCCAUCCCCUUCAUUCAGUCCCACACCAUCAACAGUACCAGGCGGCUCUAUGGCAAGCACCUCCACAGAGGGAGGGACGACCACUCCAGUAACUGCACACAGGAGGCAGAGUACACCUGUUGAGCCUGCACUACCAGCCACCGGUGGGCUGAGGCAUAGGACUGUCAGCACUCCCUCCUUCUCCAACUUCUAUCCGUACAGUUAUGGGAACUACCCGAUGCAGUACGGACCCAGAGGUAACCAGCCAGGCUACAUGGCAGCUAACCACCAGCAGCAGGCAAUGUGGAUGCAGCAGAUGUAUGCACAGCAGAUGGCGCAGUACAUGCAGUACUCUACCCAGUUUCAAGCAGGCGGUGCGGGCCUCAAUGCCAACCUCCCCCCAGCCCAUGCACCUGUCGUGGUCCCUCCGCCUCAGGUCCCCGAUCAACCUGGAGUGGGAGUGGUCAACCCCCCGGUAGCUCCAAACGUCGCUGGGCCCGACCAGAAUGUCCGCAUGAAUGCCGGGCUGGGGCCGGCCGUGGAUGACGACGAUGACGAAAACGUGAACCGCGACUGGUUGGAUUGGAUCUACACGUUCUGUCGUUUUAGCGUCAUGCUCAGUUUGGUGUAUUUCUACUCGUCCCUCAGUCGGUUUCUCAUGGUGGUCGGCUUCAUGAUAUUCAUGUACCUAUAUCAAAAGCGUUGGUUCCGGCUACAACGGACGCCUGUCGCCAGGGAGAGACUGGAGGAUAAUGGGAAUGUUGAGCAAGAAGACAGGGAACCAGACAACAGUAAUCAGGAACAGCCGCAGCAGGAUGAGUCUUCUGAAAGAGAGAGCAGUACGGAGUCACAAGAGGAGCGAGAGACAGACUCCGAUUCCGCCGAGAGACCACCAGCUCCUCCUGAGCCACCCAAGCCUGGUGUCCUGACCAUCGCCUGGGUGUUCCUGUCAACGUUCUUCACUUCCUUGUUUCCUCAAGAUCCCAACGUGGCCGCUGCAAACUAACCCUAACCAAUCAGAAUUAGUCACACUCCAUCCAGAGCGAGGUCGGGUCCCCAAAACAGGCUCCCCGAGCUGCGGCUCGACUACUGUCGGCUUCUUCCCACGUGGUAGUAUGUGCGAAGACCUAGACAAUUGCUGUAGACAAACAAUUUCAGCCUAAGGCUUCCUGAGACAUCCCCAUUAUUUCCCUGUAGCUGUUUUGGCAGUUUUGAGUACCACUUGUACGGAGAGCCAUGAACACAAUAGUCAGGCACCCAUCAGGCAGUGAUUGGUGUCCUAACUAGUUGUGUGUUGGGUUCUGGUAUCAGACCAAGAUGGCGACAGCCUGAAAGACUCUAAUUUGUCAGAGGUACAUGACUAAUUUGUAUAUUAAGCCUUCCCCGUCCCCCUUCCCUCUCCCUCGAAAAUCAGAAAAAAAAGACCAUGUCCAUCAAAAACCAAUACUCACUCUGCUUCACAUAAUGCUUCAGGACCAAAUCCGUUGAAAUCCAUCACUGAUUCUGGUGGAUUUUGAUGGACUUGGUACACAUGGCUUAUCAGCCAAAAUCCCCCCAAAAAUGAGGGGAUGGAUUUUGAUGGAGUUCGUAAGAUUAGGGUUAAUUAUUGAGCUUUGCAAUCGAUGUUUUCUUAAUGAAUACAUCAGUUUUGGGGAUUUUUUUUUCUCCGCAUAUCCUAUUUUAUUUUCAUUCAGUUGAACUCAAUUUGACUGACUGAUCUUUCCAGUCAAUUUUUUUUUCUGUGUUACCUUGACAAAUCGUGAUGAUGAAUCAGUAAUUAUAAUUAAAAUGUAAAAAAAAAAAGACAAGGUCCCUAUAAAAAUUCAUGAACAUUUUUGGUUUUCCACUUGAGGUUAUUAAUUAGGACCAAUUUAUAUAGUUAGGUGAAGGGUAUGUUCAAACUAAAUUUGCACUCGUUUAUUCCCUUGAAGUCCUUUCAUUAUGUUAGAUCCCUGUAAAUAGAAAUUAAAGUCGAAAAGGAGAAAAAUGCAUUCACGCGUCAAAAUAAAAAAUAGCUUAGCUUGAACUCUGCCUUUGAGAAAUAUCAGCGAAUUGUUCCUUCCAACAGAUUAGGUUCAAUCUUUUAUCCCCCCCCCCCCAAACAAAUUUUUUUGGAGUCCAAUAUACUAAAAUGAAAAACACCUAACGUGCCUCUAUUUUAUACUUAUGCAUUUGUUGUAUAAUGUGUAACUGACAAGGUUAAAUGGUUUUUAGACCUUUUUCAGCCUGCAUACAAGUUUUGAGCCCCUAUUUUGAAGGGAGGGGACCCUCCAUCUCCCCCUUCAAUGGAACCACGCCUCUUGCAAAAACUACACAUAUAAUCCAAUUACAUGUGUGUGCCAUGUUUUUUAAUAUCGGCUAUUUCUAACAUCUUGCAUGUGAAUACAAUAAAAUAAAAAAAAAGGAUUCAAGAAUAUAUGCAUAUAAAACCAUUUGCAUGAAAGUACAAUAAGCAGUGCAAACAGGAAUGUGUACCUUGAAUACUGUAUGCGUAGAAAGUUGCUGCAGUUUCAUUUUAGGUAAAAGCCCAAUAAAUAAAGGGAUUCGUCUGGCUGUGGUGUUGGUAUUGUUAAACGGUGGCCAACAUGGGAUGUGUUUUUGCAGUGGGGUGAUCGAUAACAAUAAGUGCUUCCAAAAGUGUCGUUUAAACAUCGUAAUCUUGUUUACGUGGACUUUGUGAGGUAGAUGUCGGGGUAAUUUGCAUGACACUUUUGCCCUUUCUGAUAUUUUUAUCAUUUUUAUCACCAUGUCAUUUGUAUUCAUAUUCAUAACGUCAAAUAAUAUGCGUAGUGCGAGAAAGCUUUUUGGAAACGAUAAUCAUUUGCAUCUCUUGUAAAGAAAAUUAAUAUAUUAUAUUUUUUGGGGGGGGGGGGGGUCAGGAUGAGAGUUUGUCUUGUCUUGUCAUGUAUUAAAUUGGGACUAGAAUAUUUCCUUGUAUUUACUAAUUGAAACAAAUUACCUUUUAUUUUUUAAGAGAACUUGGAGUUUUGUUUUGUUUUGAACAGAUGAUUGUUUGAAAAACAUAAAUAUUUAAUUUUUUUGUCCAAACAUGAAUUUUAGCCAAAUGCAGAAAUGGUGGUAAUGGCAGCUUUUGAGUGAAGGUUUUAACAUUUUACUUUUAAAAAGUGUACUUGUUUUGGUCGCUCUACAUUUUGCAUUUUGCAACAAAUUAUCGCAAGGCAUGGACUGCUCCCGACAGGAGAGGCCAUUAUGCGACUGUUGGAAUCAAGCUUUUUGGAGCUAUGACUUGUUAGUUAUAGAUUUACUGUGGCUUCACAAGGCCACAUUACUGGGCUGUCUUAGUUUAACCUUAAAAAAAAAAUAACAGAUUUAAAACUAGGAUUGAGUGGAUUUUUUUUGAGUUGUUAACUUUCUCAGUUCAUUUGUUAGUGUGGCUUUGUCUGCCCUCACUAAGUUCCGGAGAAAAUGGUUCAUUUCUAUAAAUAAGUGUAAAUACCUAAGUCUGCAUAUCCAAUGUUAUUCUGUAAAUUAAAAAUGUACAAACAUAUAAUGUAUAUAAACUAUCAACGUACAUGUAAUUGAGAUACAGCUCUUGCUUACGAUUAAAAACACAAAUUGAAAAGGAA